Messenger RNA from Schistosoma rodhaini, 2625 nucleotides. The record is from the annotation of a GenBank genome assembly. Lineage: Eukaryota; Metazoa; Platyhelminthes; Trematoda; Strigeidida; Schistosomatidae.
AAUAUUCACUAGGAAAAAUGCUGAAAACACCAAAACAAGUCAAUCGAUCCAUUUAGUUUUUAAGGAAGGCUAUAUAUUAAUUCCUGUCUGUAUACAUUGUUCAACUACUGUGCAUUGAACUUUGUUUAAGUUUGCAUUUGCGUGACUUCAGUCGUGGGUGUCGAAAUGGGCCGGAGACCUGCUAGAUGUUAUCGAUAUUGCAAAAACAAACCUUAUCCUAAGUCAAGAUUUUGUCGUGGUGUCCCAGACCCAAAGAUUAGAAUCUUUGAUCUGGGCAAGAAAAAAGCAAAUGUUGAAGAAUUUCCUCUGUGUGUUCAUAUGAUAUCAGAUGAAUACGAACAGCUGUCCAGUGAAGCAUUAGAAGCUGCUCGUAUUUGUGCAAACAAGUAUCUUUUGAAACAUUGUGGAAAAGAUUCAUUUCAUGGUCGGAUACGCGUCCAUCCAUUCCAUGUGAUCCGUAUCAAUAAAAUGCUUUCAUGUGCUGGGGCUGAUCGGUAUGAGAGGUGCAUUCGGAAAGCCCCAGGGAACGGUUGCACGCGUUGAUAUUGGCCAAGUUAUAAUGUCAGUUCGUGCACGUGAUCAACAUCAAGCUCAAGUUAUCGAGGCUCUCAGACGUGCCAAAAUGAAAUUCCCAGGUCGACAAAAGGUAAGUAUUUUAGUGCUGAGUGUGCAGCUCUAGUGUAAACAUUUGACCUUAGAUGACGUCACCGUCGACUGUCACCACAUCCCUAUGAUCAAAACCUAGUAGACCACCUUAAUAAAUACUAAAAUGCCACGGUAAAACAUGGCUUCUCUAUAAUCGUUUGUGAGUAUUGUACUAUCAUCACCUGAAGGUUUUCGCCAUCACCAAUUCAAUCAUUUAGUACUAUAGUAUUCAGUCCUUACAACUACGGUGUUGACUCAAGCGAAUGAAUGUGUAUACUGUUUCUAGUUGCUCGUGGUUAGUAUGUCCUCUAAAAGGCCGUUACACACUACAGAAUACUUACAAAAUGUAUGAUGCACAUUCCAAGAAUCGAUGAUACGGUCAUCGGUUUAGUUCAGUGUGCAAUAAUGAAGUCAAAUAAUCAAAGUUCAUUUACGUGAACUAUGGCCAUUUUGAUACAAGCUUACCUUUCCAGACUAUUGUUAACUCAGGCGAAUGGAUGUGUAUACUGUUUCUAGUUGCUCGUGGUUAGUAUGUCCUCUAAAAGGCCGUUACACACUACAGAAUACUUAAAAAAUGUAUGAUGCACAUUUCAAGGAUCGACGAAACUCGUUGGUUUGCUUUAAUGUGCAAUAUUGAUAUCAAAUAGUCAAGUUUAUUCACGUAAACUAUUAUCGUUUUGAUACAUUUUUGUGGUUCGAGUAAGUUGUAGCUGCCUCUCAAAGUGGUAAUAGAGCUUUAUCGCUUCAGAAUUGAUUGUGUGGGCCUUGUUCUAGCACAUGCAUUUCCAUUAAACAGUGUCCGUAGUUCAUCCAUAAAUUUGCUCUCUAAAAUCGUAGGCAGAUAGUGUACAAACUUGGGUAGCCAUUACCGUAUUGUUAGUAAUUUUCAUGUUUUAUAUGAUGCACAUUCCAAGAAUCGAUGAUACGGUCAUCGGUUUAGUUCAGUGUGCAAUAAUGAAGUCAAAUAAUCAAAGUUCAUUUACGUGAACUAUGGCCAUUUUGAUACAAGCUUACCUUUCUAUACUAUUUGGAAUUUCUAUUUGUAUGAUGUACGUUCACUGGUUUUUAAACUAACUAUAGGGAUAAACAUUCGCACUUGGGCGUUAAUAUACGUUCUUUAAGUUUGUUAUUUACAAACGAAGUACUAGCCAUCUAUACCCGAUAUCGUUCUAACAGUCACCUUAUUAUUGACAAAUUAGGUUUGUGAUAUGUGUCUAAUCCAUGACUUUUAACAAAUAUUUUGUCGCUAAUCGAAAGCUUUAUGUCCAGGCUUACUUCUGUCAUCUAGGUAAACGACCAACUAAAAACUUGAUAAUAGCAAUGUUCACUUUAAGAGAUAGAUGAGGUGUCGUGAGUGCUGUUGAUUGUGACAUGCUACAGUUUCAUUUUACAGCUGCAACCUACACUUAUGUACAGGUUUGGCCAUAUCAAACUGCUCAACUAAAAUACGUGGUCCAAUCUACUAAUCAAGUCCUUCAAAUCCGUAACCCUAGUACUAGGACCUUCCUAGAAGUUAAAGUAUAGUCAUGUCUAAGUAUGUACCUUUCAAUCUUUCCACAACAAUACCACCAUAACUCAUAAACAUGUCAUGCCUCAAGCUCUUUAGUCUCGAGAAACAUUCGAAUCAAACCCUUACGUAUUCCUAACCGUUGUAGGAUCAAAAGCCUCGGAUUUUUUUAUACCAUUGUAUUCCAAAUCAUUAUGAUCUUGAGAUCGUGUUAACAUAAGUCUUAUUAUUUGUCUUCUCGAUGUGUUUGUAUCUAAAUCAAUAGAUAGCCGUGUCACGUAACUGGGGAUUCACAAAAUGGCCUAGAACUAGUUUUAACGAAAUGCGUGCCAAAGGACAACUAGUUUCGGAUGGUGUUGGUGUAAAGUAUCUUCCUUCUCAUGGCCCCUUAGAACAAUGGAAACAAACACAGGCACGUCUAGCUGGAAUCACUGUAUAGAAAAAAUUAGACCACAAUAUAUAUUUGGUAAUAA